CAGAGCGGGUGGGGGGGCGGCAUGUGGCCCACGUCCCCUGGUGCACACACACGAAUACAAAGAGCCGCCCGCGACCUUCCUCCCCUGCAGCGCUCACCCCCGCCCAGGGGAGCCAUGGGCUCUGGGAGCCGCCCCCGGGUGCGCCCAUGCCCUGGAUGCCCGCACUGGGGGUGCUGAGCGGGAAGCUCCCACAAACCCUUGGGCUCGCCAUGUCCUUCAGCGCCACCAUCCUCUUCUCACCCCCCGGUGCCCAGGAGGCCACGGCCUGCUGCUGUGCCUGCAAGCGGGAGCCGGGGGCAGAGGGGGGGGGUGGUACACCCCCAGCCCCCUGUGCCCCCAUCAGUGUCUCGGGCCACGGGCUGGCAGUGCAGAGCUCCGAGCAGCUGCUGCACGUCAUUUACCAGCGCCUGGACAAGGCCGUGGGGCUGGCCGAGGCCGCCCUGGCCCUGGCAAAGGCCAACAACCAGGCCCUGCGGCGGCUGGAGGAGGAGGUGGGGGGGCUGCGGAGGGGGGCGCCCCCGACCGUCAAGGCCAGCCCCUGCCCGACGGUGGCCGAGGAGCCCGAGGAGGAGGUGGAGGCUGAAGGCUUGGGGAGCAGCGUCCAAGGGGUGAUCGAGGAGCUGAGGCAGCUAGGGGCAGCAACAGAACCUCCCGGACGCCUGGGUUUCUCACCUGUGCAGCCUGGAGACUCGGGACUGGGUGGGGUGCUGGAGGAGCAGCCCCCCCUGGAGGACCCUCUUCAGCGAGUGGUGGUCCCGGCUUUCCCCACCACCCCCUCCCCUUCCCCCCAGCCCGUGGGGGAACCCUCGCCCUCGGGUUCCGAGGAGCCACCCCCCUGCACGGCCCUGGAGAAUGGCAGCCCAGGGGAGCCCCGGUUCUCCCUGGGGUUCACCAGUGGCCCCUGCCGCAGCCGGGGCAGUGGGCCCAAGAACUCCCGGCGCAAGAGGGACCUGGUGCUGUCGAAACUCGUCCACAACGUGCACAACAACAUCACCAACCAGAGGAGAUUCAAUGGCUCUGAAAGCAUCAAGUCUUCCUGGAACAUUGGGGUGGUGAAAUUCCUGUUGGAGAAACUGAGGCACGAACUGGUGACGAGUCAGCAUAACUACACUGACAAGGAGCUAAAGGGUGCCUGCGUGGCGUACUUCCUGACCAAGCGCCGUGAGUAUCGCAACUCCCUGAACCCCUUCAAGGGGCUGAAGGAAAAGGAGGAGAAGAAACUGCGGAGCCGGCGCUACCGGCUCUUUGCCAACCGGGCGGGCGUGGCACGGCUGCUGGGCCCUGAGGAGCAGCGGCUGUGGCGGGGCGUGACGGAGGAGCUCAUGUCGGACGAGGAGGACAGCCCGAGUGAACCGGGGGUGUGGGUGGCCCGGCCCCCCCGCUUCCGUGCCACCCCCCUCACCCAGCUCUGCUACCGCCUGGACAUCAACGCCAAGCACGGCGCCAAGGCCAACCGGGUCUAUGGGCCGCCCUCUGAGCGCCUGCCCUCGGCUGAAGCCCAGCUCCUGCCCCCCCACCUCUACGACCCCCACUUCCAGGACCGCGAAGAGGGGGAGGGCUCCGGCCUUGCCCCUUUCCCCCCACCCCACAAGGACUUCUGCCCUGACCUCCGCCCCUUCCUUGAGAUCAAGGUGGAGAAGGACGAGUGAGCCAGGACAGGCGCCCCACACCCAAGAUGGCCGCCACGGGGGGCCGGCGACCCUCCCGACGUGGGCUCAAUGUGGAGCAUGUUGAGGGACCAUAGAUGGCUGCUGGAGGACUCUGGGGGAAUGGGGACAGGAAAUGGGGCAUCAAGGUAGAGAGAGAUGAGCAAGCCAAGAUGGCUGCUACGCAUCCAAGAUGGCUGCCCCACAUUCAGCAUGGUUGCCUCCCAACAAGAUACCACCGGUGGGCUGUGAGGGGGAGGAGCUGCGACGUCCCCCCCCACCUCAGUGCUGUCAAGGACCCCAUGGGGAGGAUAAGCGAGCCAAAAUGGCCACUGCUGACUGGGGGGGCACAGGUUUGGAGUGCUCCUCCCCACCCAUCCCCUUCACUAACCUCAAGGUGGAGACGGAUGAGAACUUGGGGGACAAAAUGGGGGAGCCAAGAUGGCCGCCCCACAUCCAAGAUGGCCACUAUGGGGAAAGGGAACAGGCCCUCCCCAGCCCCACUGGGCCUGAUCUCAUGGUGGAAGAGGACAAAAGACUGGGGGGGGCCCGGAAAUGGGGAUUUGCCCCCAGGUACUUGGCGGGCAGGAGGCCGAGGGGGCACAGUGACAAGGGGGGAGUCCCCUGAAAUAUGAGGCCUUUUCACUCUCA
Caretta caretta (loggerhead turtle) is the source of this 2297-nucleotide messenger RNA. RefSeq names its product chromosome 13 C14orf93 homolog (gene C13H14orf93). NCBI's taxonomy places the organism in Eukaryota, Metazoa, Chordata, Testudines, Cheloniidae. The record is from RefSeq and is a predicted model, not a curated record.